AUGACUGCAGCAUACGACACACACUGGUGGGCUGCACACCCAGCGGCGAUCGCAGUUCUCGUCCUCGUCCUCGUCGGCGUCGCUGGAACAUGUUUGUGGCUGCUCUAUCGCGAGUCACGGCAGCUCCCCGUCAACCCCUUCCGGCCACGAGUGGGUGGUGCACAUGCACGUGCACCGAUCGUUGGCGAUACCAAAGCGCCGGUCAAUGUCGACGAGGUCACCCUCGCCACACCGACUGUGGCCGGGGACGGCCCAGCGUCAUGGCGUGCCCAGGUCGGCAAGACUGGGACUGGGCUCGAAGUUGCGCACACUGCCUUGCUGAACCCCCCGCGCGUACUGGCCAGCAAGGACAAGUACACCACAACUGGUGUGAACGACGCCAGCCGGUCGUCGUCGUACGCCAGUCUGCCUUCUGCGAACGGCGCCGUCGCUCCCACCCCUGCGCCGCGCCGCCAUUCCCAGCCAGCCAAACCUGCCAGCAGUGUCUCCACCAACGACCCCGCCAACACCGAGACCCCACCACGCCGCUAUUCCCAGCCUGUCCGCAGGAAACCAGUCCCACCAGCAUUCCCAUUCGAGCAGCGCCCACCACCGCGCCCACAGUCGAUCCAGGUGCCAGCGGCCCAGACGGGUCGAAAUGACAACGUCAGUGUCUCGCGCCACUUUUCGGUUCCAGCCAUGCUCCCACCUGUGGCGUCGCCGCCACACACGCCGCACACGACAGCGGCAGCAGCGUGGGAUAACUGGGUGGUACCCCUGAGCCCACCGACGCCAGCCUUGCCAGCAGCAGCAGCAGCAGCAGCAGCCCAGCAGCACCAGCAGCAGCACUCGUAUCCACCGACGACGCCGCCGCUCUCAAUGACGCCGACUUCGCCGCUGUCCCUCGUCAUUGGCAAAGUGCCAAGCCAGCGUGCGAGCAUGCCAGUCCUGGGGGGUCACAAGAACGAUGCGUCCAUGAGCUCGUUUGGGUCGCUGGGGUCCAUUGGGUCGCUGGGGUCCAUUGGGUCGCUGGCGUUAGUGAGGUCGCUGGGAUCACCACUGCUCAACGGGACGCCGCAGCAUGCGAUGGCGGUGUUGCAGCAACAGCACGUACAGCGGUGGACGCCGCCGCCGCCGUCGUCUACCUCGUCGGUAUCGUCGCGCCGGGCCAACCGCUCCCACUCGGUGUCCUUGGCACCUGUCGCCAACCCGCGUCGCAACAGCCGCUCCCACUCACUCACCCUCACAUUACCGCCUGUGCCCAGCCUGCCCCACGCGCCGCAGACGUACAGGACCGAACGGAACCCGCUGGAAGACGAGCUGCGCGAUGUCCUCCCUCUGCUCAUGACGGGCGGCCACUACCACAGCACGCGGCCGAUGGGACUGGGUCUCGUUGGUGGCGGCGGUGGCGCCACGAAGCGCGUGUCCUUCUCCGACACGCCGAGCCUGAGCACCAGCACCAGCACGAGCGCACCCAGCUCCAACCCCAGCAGCAUGCCCAGCAGCACCACGCACAGCUCGGGGUCGGGAUCGGGAUCAGGAUCAGGCUCGGGCUCGUCCGGGGAGAGCGCUGGCACGCCGAGUCCGCCCAUGAAACACACAGAGUACACGCUGCCGACGAGCUAUACCACCUACAUGGACCCGGCCCGGCCGGCACAGGCGCACAUGUCCGCCCUCCGGCGAACGGCGGGUGGGUCCACGGCGGUGCUUCUCCAGAACCAGAGCCUGCCGCCGGGCGCCAAGGCCGCCGUGGCAAUGUCGGUGGGCACGCCGCACCCGUUCUUCGCUGGCCCCGCGCCAGGAGCGCCUGGAGCUCGCGGAGACCAGCGACAUGGGCCAGAAAGGCGGAGGGCCGAGGUACGUCGCAGCGCGCCGACCAGCGGUGUCUCCAAUGGCAGCGGCAACGGCGGGGGGAUCCUCAAGCCGUCCUCGUCCUCGAGCCACCUCGACCGGCCGGCUCUGGCGCUGCGCAAGAAUGUGACUGUGCCACAGGACCACCAUCGCCGGGGUGUGCGCCACAGCGCACCCAUCCCGCUCACCGUGGCCAACGUCCUCCCGAACGGCCUCGGCAUCGUGCCCGGCAUGUCCAUGUCGCUGCCGGCGGGGAUCCCCAACCCGGGCCCCAAUGGUGUGGUGUACAUUGGCGUCAUUGUGGAUGAUCCCCGACGCCACCCCGCGGAUGUCCCAGGGCGCCGUCAGAUGCAAUCGCCUCCACAGCUUCUGCCGUUGUUCCACACCCAGCAGCUGCUGCUGCAGCAGCAGCAGCAGCAUCCUCCUGUCAUGGCCAACGCGCACUCUCCGGCAAACCGCCAGUCCAUGCCAGUAUACUUGCGCUCGUCCGCCCAGUCGUCGCCGGGACCCGUACACGCGCCGCACGGGCACGAGCACGAACACCAGGCGGCGGCGCCAUACUACAUCCCGGCACUGCACUUCCCCACGCCGACACCGAGGCGGCUCGAGGACGAGCGGCUCAGUGUACGCUCCGUGCCGCGGUCGUUACCCAGGCCAGUGUCGCAGCCAUUGGCCCGGCCAGUGCACCCAUUUCCAGUGUCCGCCUACCCACCUCCUCCCACGUCGGCAUACCACGGAAACACUCAUGGCCGGCACAUGAGCCUGCCGCCGUCCGAGAGCGGGAGCGAGAGCGAGCGGCGCAUGAUGGCUGGGGUGUAUCUCCCCCGACCGGCGAGUGCGGACGUUGGUGACAAUGGGGACAUUGGGCUGGCAGUGUGA
Messenger RNA from Apiotrichum porosum, 2709 nucleotides. RefSeq lists its product as uncharacterized. The record is from RefSeq and is a predicted model, not a curated record. NCBI's taxonomy places the organism in Eukaryota, Fungi, Basidiomycota, Tremellomycetes, Trichosporonales, Trichosporonaceae. Bases 1 to 2709 code for a protein of 902 amino acids. The transcript is spliced from 2 exons.